Molecule: messenger RNA, 2864 nt
Organism: Stegastes partitus (bicolor damselfish)
Lineage: Eukaryota; Metazoa; Chordata; Actinopteri; Pomacentridae
Product: WD repeat-containing protein on Y chromosome-like
Exons: 27
Coding region: 1-2799 (932 amino acids)
Molecular function (GO): protein binding
Source: RefSeq, a predicted model, not a curated record
AUGCCACUGGGGAAAAAGGUUCGCUCUUCUUCAGCUUCGGGAAGAUUAGAAACCCAACACGUGACCAGUAUAUCCUCCAGCAUCCUCUCUGAACUCAGUGCAGCGGAGAGCACAAGAAACCUAUCAAGGCCAAGAUGUCGGGGUGAGAAAGCAGACGACUUCUCAGCACCAAGACGAGUGGGUGUCGAUGAGGAUGAAAAAGAGCAGCCUGAAUGGUUGGUGCGAGAGCUGCUGAAACAGAACAGGCGGCGACACUCUGUCACGCUCGGAGAUACGGCUCAAACCAUGAGUCAACAACACCACGAUAUUGAUUCAACUCGGAGUCUCAAGAUUGAUGAGAAGAUAUCACUGGAGAACCUCCAGCAACUGAGACGAGCAUUUGAGGGUGAGUUCUGCGCCCACAUGCUGCAGGAGUAUAAAGAGAAGGAGGAAACUGCAAGACGCAGCAAGCAGGUGGCCUUCAUUUUACCAGCCACCAUGAAUGCCUCCGGUCAUGGCAUUCCCAUCGUCAACAUCCACUCGACCGGCGAUGGCACCGUCGUAACAGUGCGAGAGGACGGGUUUGUUUCCCUCUGGAGUCCUGAGCUUAAACCCCAGAAGACAAAACACAUGUUUAAUGAAGGACCUGCAAAUAGACGGUCGAAGUGGGCGAGUGACUUCACCAUGAUGACAGAGUACAACAAACUGAUGAUCGCAACAGGGGACAGAGAGCUCCAGCUUUACGAACUUUCCACCUUGCAACCUUAUUGUCAGAUCAAAGCCCUCGACACAAUACCUUUGACGGUAGACUACAGCUACACCGGCUCUGAUAAAUGUUGUGUUCUGUAUGGAGACACUGAAGGAUGUGUGACUAUCAUUUUAAUAUCCUCUGUUGCAGAUACCCUCAGAUUAUGGAAUAAACUACCAAAGGUUGAAAAUAUACCCACAGUAGCAAUAGACAAUGCAGUGCUGUCUCCAAAUGUGACAUUUGUCAGAUGGAAGGUCCAUCACGACUGGGUGACACAGGCAAAAUAUUUUCCCAGUUUUCAAGCUGUUGUCUCCUCAACAAAUGAAGAAUCUUCUUCUCUUGUUAUAGGCUGUGCACUGCCUUUAACUGACGCUGAGCAGCAGUUGAAUGAGAUCAGGGAAGCCUGCUAUGAGGGUAAAGCCAAGAAGAUCCAGCUGUGCUGGACAGCACAGGUGCGGGCAUCCUGCGAUCAGACUGUCUUUACCAUCUACAAAGGUGUCAAGGCCUUUGACCUUUGUCAAAAGCACAGUUUGCUGGUCACUGGAGGCAUGGACAGACUCAUACGCCUGUGGAACCCACAUUUUUCUGGGAAACCAACUGGUAUCUUAAAAGGCCACUCUGCUCCCAUCAUCUUCCUCUUCAUCUCCUCAGAGGACAGUCAGAUCUUCUCUGUCUCCACUGACAACACUGUUAAAAUUUGGCACAUUCAGGAUCAGUGCUGUCUGUUUACAGCAGACCCUAAAGCAAGCGGGAUCCAUGGUGAUAUAUCCGCAUGCUCCUAUUCCCCUGCUGUGAAAUGUCUUUACGUUGCCGCAGACUGUUUGGCUGUGCUCUCCCUGAAGCUGAGGCCACGGCUUCACAGUCGUUUGAUGGCUUCGCAUAAUGAGCCUGUAAUGUGCUGCGGCUUCAGUGAGGAGUUUCGUCAAGUUGUCAGCUGCUCUGAGGGAUCUGUGGUGAGAGUUUGGGACUUUGACACUGGGCGUCAGGUUUUUGAGUUCGGCGGCACACAUCGUCUGUCCUCCAUCACAUGCAUGACAUUUGACCCCAGUAGUAGAAGACUCAUCACAGGUGCAAGAGAUGGAUGUUUAAAGAUCUGGAACUUCAACAGUGGCCAGUGCCUUCAGACGCUAAAGAAGGACGGCGAAUGUCAUGAGGUGUGCGACUGUAUCUUCCUCAAAGUUCACAGGAAAUCCUAUGUGAUGUCUGUCGGAAGAGCCCGGAGGAUUGACAUUUACUUGGACAUACCUGAAGACUCUCAUCAUGUCCAGAGGCCGCAGCCUUCAUGGCAGGAUGAUCUGAAAAGCGGCCAUAAGGACGACAUCCUUUGUGUGGCACAGUGUCCUCCAUCUCUCCUGGCCACCAGCAGCUACGAUGGAGAGAUUAUAGUAUGGAAUGUGAUUUCCGGAAGCGUACAGUGUCGACUCGUCUGCCCUCUUGCAGCUCAGCGCCGAGAUGUUGAAGCUCUGGAUACAAGUGUUCCCAGCAUCAUUUUCAUGAAGAAUCUGAAGGUAAAGCAGCUUUCCUUGACUACAGCUCUCCUGUCGUCGGGGGCCAAAGGUUGCGUAAAUCUCUGGAAUGUGCUCGGCGGAGGAAAGUUUGUGAGCGCCCUCAAAGCGUCUAAAUUCCAACAAAAGAUAACAAACAUGGCCAAAACAGACAAGGACAUGCUGCUGUACACCGCUGACAAAAUUGGUUACAUCUAUGUUUACAGCAUGGAAAAGAUUGCCCCUGAGCAAAAAUCACCAAGAGCUGAAAACUUCUGGCGUGCUCACACCAGCGCAAUUACCGGCCUGCAGAUUGUUGACAAUGAUCAAGUGGUGCUUACCUCGUCCACUGACCACACUGUGCGCCUGUGGAGUGCACAAGGAGAAUUCAUCGGGACCUUUGGGCAGCCCGAGAGCUGGAAUGUCCACAUCCCCUCAUCCUGGAUGCAUCCUGGUGUCCCCUUUGAGGUUCUGAUUGAUCCUCUGAGUAUGCCAGAUCAUGAAAUACUGAAUGCAAAAACAUGUCAUUCUGAUGCCAUGAAUCCUGACAGGGCUGAGGCUGAUAGAGGGGAAGUAAAGACUUUGUGAUGAAAUUGUCAGGCAUACUAACAAGCUGUAUCGAACCGCUGCGCUGUGGAAGGAGCUUGAUACUG